Thelazia callipaeda (thelaziosis nematode) is the source of this 381-nucleotide messenger RNA. Lineage: Eukaryota; Metazoa; Nematoda; Chromadorea; Rhabditida; Thelaziidae. The record is from the annotation of a GenBank genome assembly.
AUGGUUAAUAUUAAGUACUUGGAAAAGUUUGAACGCGAAAUUGUUUUGAAUGAAGCCAUAAAUGAAAGAAAAAGAGCAUUUGAACUUGCGAAAUCACAAUUUGUAUAUCCUUACAAGGUUUUGGGUAGUUUUGCUGUAGUGAUUCUUUCUGGAUUAUCUGCUUAUCGGUAUAAAAUGUUGCUGCACUUAAUACCAGCAGCAAUAGCGAUUCCUUACUUAGCAUGUGAAACAGAUUUUUGCUAUGGACGGAGAACAGAGCGAAUUAAAAGAAGAGCAGAUUUUUUAUAUCGGAAAAGGUUAGCGGAGUCUGGGCCCCAUAUUCUGAUAGACGAUGUAAAACAGCGUUUUAAAGAUUUGGAAGAAGGGAGAGCAUUAGAUUAA